AUGCGGGCGCUCCCCUUCGGUAUCUUGUGGGACCCAGCCUGGGCCCCCGACGACUCGAUGAUGGCCGGUGCCGCCGCCGCAUUCAUCAUCUUCGCUGCAGCCUCGCUGGCCUACGUCCUCUUCUUUGACCGACUCAUCUGGCAGCCCCUCCGCCUCCGCGUCCGCGCAUCCGUCGGCGAGUUCCCUCACGUCAACAUGCUGGGCACCAAGAGGGCCGGGCCCAAGAUCAAGGGCACCUGCGUCGUCGCUGGCGGGAGCCUCGCCGGCCUCUUGACCGCCCGGGUCGCCAUGGAUCACUUUGACAAGGUCGUCGUCGUCGAGCCCGACAGCCAGCUCGAGGAGCGCCGCGGUAGGGUCAUCCAGUGGCCGCAGGCCCACUACUUCGGGAACGCAUUCUAUCAGGCCGUCGCGGGUCUCUUCACCGACGCUUUUGACGAGGAGGCGGACAAGGAGGGCAUCUUCCUCCACGAUCCUGGCCUGGGACGCUUCGUGUUUGGUGAUCGCAGCCUGCCGUCGGUUGAGACGGGCUGCCUCGUAUUUGGCGCCCAGAGGAUGGCCAUGGAGCGCUUCCUCCGACGCUGCUUUGACCGCACAUGCUCGGGCCGCGACGACGUCGAGUUCGUCAAGGGGUCGGUGACGGGACUGGUACCGAGCCACGAUGGCCAGCGGGUCGAUGCAGUCAAGGUGCAAAAGGACGAAGGCGAGUCGUACAUGCUCCCGGCCUCGUUCGUCAUCGACUGCACCGGCCCGGCAUCGUGCGGCGUCAAGUGGCUGACCGCGCCGCUGGAGGAGCCACUGCGAUCGCCCGGCGUCGAGGGCGACGAGGAGCGUCGUCAUGCGUGGACGGCCCCUCCUCGCUGGCGCUACCACCCGACGCUGACCUACUAUUCGGCCCUGGUUCAGGUGGCUCCCGAAGAUCUCGAGUCGCUGCCAAAGCCGCCGCACUGUCAGGACAAGGGCUGGGACGAGAUUGGCAUCCUCCUGGCGCAAGUGCCGUCGCUGCUCGCCUCGGACCAUCUACAGCUCGUCCUCCUCUUCCACGGCCAAAAGGGCCUGUUCACAUUCUUGCAUGGCGACAGGCAGGAGAAGCUGCGCCCGACCAAGGUUUCGGACUUUCGACGAGCCUCCGACGAGCUCGACUUCGGCGUCUUGGGCAGCCAGCCUCCCGCGUGGCAGGAUGAGCUGAUGGACGCACUCGAGCAGCUGGAAGAGCAGGGUAAGAUUGAAAUCGAGUACAAGGAGUACCGCAACACCGCGACGACCUACAAUCGCUACGUCGAGGUCGCCGACAGCCUCCCGGCCAACUUUAUCGCGCUGGGCGACUCGGUCUCGAACACCAACCCGCGCUUCGCCCAGGGAACCCGCAAGAUCAUCACGGAGCUGGGCACCCUCAACGCGAUGCUGCACGACCUCGACUGGGCCGCGCAGCCUCGGUCGCUUAAGGACGUCGCCGGCAGCAACAACGACGACGACGCAAAGGAGGCGCUGGUAUCCCCCCCGGAGAUCCCCGGCGACUUCUGCAGGCGCUACUUUGACGACGUCCACGGGCGCGACGUCAACGUGUGGCAGUUUUGCCAGGCCGAAGACUACGCUUCGGACACGACCCAGACCCUCGAUGCCGGCGAUUCGCGAAGGUCGGGCUGGUUCGAGAGGUGGUACAGGCUGGCCCUGGGCCGUGUGGCUGCCAAGGACAAGGCUGUGGCGCGCCUCGUCGUGGGCCUGCUCUCGUCGGACACGCGCAUCUCGCCCAUUGACCCGCUGCACCCGCUCCUGUUUCUCAGGACAAUGUGGCACAUGCCCGCCGUGGUGAUGAGGUACAAGCUCGGUCUGCGCGUCAACGCGGGCGGCCGUGCUGCCCGUCGUCGUCGUCAGGAUGGAGCUCCUCUCCUCUCUGGUGUCGACAAGUCGUCGUCGCUGAACUAG
Molecule: messenger RNA, 1923 nt
Organism: Pseudozyma flocculosa PF-1
Lineage: Eukaryota; Fungi; Basidiomycota; Ustilaginomycetes; Ustilaginales; Ustilaginaceae
Exons: 11
Coding region: 1-1923 (640 amino acids)
Source: RefSeq, a predicted model, not a curated record